AUGCUAAGGGGUCUGGGGGCUGAGGAGUGGAAUGGAGAUGGACCAGGUGGAGAAGCGCAAGAUGAAGAAGUGCGAGACGAAGAAGCGCAAGACGAAGAAGCGCAUGACGAAGAAGCGCAGAACGAAGAACCGCCAGACGAAGAGCCAUCCCAGCCUGCUGCCCAAGACGAAGAAAACGAAGACGAAGAACCACCCUAUCCCGGCAGCCAAGGAAACGAAGACUCCCUCUCCCUCCCCUCAAACCCCUACCCCGAAGACGACUUCCUCCUGCCCCUAACCCGGCAACCCGCGCGAACCACACCUCCCCCGCCCUUCCCCUCCCCUCCCAACCUAAUCAUACACCCAAACUCCUCACCGGGACUAUCGAUUCCAUCACCGGCACUAUCGAUACCAUCGAACCCCUACCCAGAAGACGCACCGCCCUCACCAACCUCCUUCUCCCAGCCCCCUCCACCACCACCACCACCUCGACCCACACAAUCCCCAUCCCCAUACUACCGCGCCGUAACACCGCCUACACCACACGCUCGCUUCCCGAUUUAUCCGAGUGAUAGAACGAUAAGUCCUAUUAGUCCGUUUAAUGCGAGUAGGCAUUUGAUUUCUGCGGAGGGGACGGCGUCGAGCCUGAGUUAUCGGAUUGAGCAACGACAAGAAAGGAACGAUGGAUACAACAAUGAUGAUGAUGGUGUAGAAGGGGGGUAUACGUAUGCGCCUAAUCAUCCCUAUCACGGUAUGGACGAAGAAGGGAUGAGGGAGUAUUGGCUUGGGCUUGAGGGGUAUCAUACGGAGAGUGAGCGCAAUUUGAGGAGGAGGGGUGAAGGGAGGGGCAGGAGACGGACGGUGUCUUCGCCUGUGCAGUAUGAUCCUGAGAGGGUGUUUGGGUCUGUGGGGGAGAGUUAUGAGGGUGGUGGAGGUGAGGGCGGAGAACGGGAGGAUGAGGUUCGGCGGCGGUAUUUGGACGCUUUGAGUGGUGAAGAGAGAAGGAUGGCAGAGGGAGAGGACGAGGAGGAGUUCGGUAUGAGGACUUCCGCUGGAGAAACCGACGCGAGGAGUAAGAACAUGAUGAACCGGCUCCUAAGCACCUUUACCUGUCGACCCGGAACCGUCACACCACUACACACCACCACCACCCCCAAUCCAACCAACACAAACGCACCCACCACCCCCGCCAUACCCACAGCCCCAAAGAAAUACAGCCUAGCCUACCUCUCCCACAAAAUAAACCGAACCCAAAAAAGAGAAGAAGAAGCAAAACUCCGAGAACGCCUCAUGGCCCUCCGACUUGCCGAACCAUCUGCGCCGCGUACCCAACACAUCGAAGACAUCAACAACAACAACAACAACAACAACAACAACAACCCCACAGAAGUCCCCGUACUGGUCCCCAAACCCAAAGCAAAGAGGAGAAAAGACAGCACGCAACCCAAUCCACCUUCUCUUGUCCCAAACCUAGAAAGCCGGACGCAGAGUGUUAUUGGUCCGCCAGUUGGGCUUUCGCAGAUGAUUCAGAGGGCGCCGGGGAGUGUUAGGGUGAUGACUCCUUUGCCUGUUUCUGUAUCUUCGGAGACAGGGUCUUCAGGUGGAGAGAGAGGGGAAGAGGUUCAGCGUGGGCCUAGACAAGAGCACUCAGGUUCAAGUCUCAGCGACCGGUUACGGCAAACGCAACUUGAAGAUUUACCUCUGCAACAGGAUGCAGCAAAGGAGAUACGGGAUCUGAUGAUGGCGGUUGAACGGGAUCAAGGGGAGGUGGCUAGCACGCCUGCGAAGCAUGGAUAUACAGCACCCCACAAUGCCAACACGAACGCACCAGCUAUCCAACGAGCAGAUGAAUUACCCGCUGGAUUCUCGACCUCAUCACCCCAGGCCAGUGUUUCCCCCCACGAAACUCUUACACGACACUUCCGUACUCAACGCCAAGUUAAUGAGCGUGGUACUCGGCGGAUUCGCACGAUAACUUCGCACUCGAGUAAUCUGACGCUGCCGAGGAGUUAUCGGGUACCGGAGGGACAUGGUGGUGGGAGGGGUGUGCUGCGGGUUACUAACGUGGUUGUGCAGGGAGAGGGAUUGGAGGGAAGUAACGAGGUUGGGGUUGGGGUUGAUGGUGGUGAGGAUGGUAAGGGUGGUGGUAGUGCGAAUAAUGUUGUUGUGAAUCAGCAAGAUGGCACUGAGGAGUUAGCGGCGGGUGGAGAAGAGCAGAAGGGUGAAUCUCUACUCCGAUAUAAUAGUGACGAGGAAGGUGGGAGAGAUGUGACAGAGGCUGGAUGA
This is a messenger RNA of Alternaria incomplexa, 2265 nucleotides long. RefSeq lists its product as uncharacterized. The transcript has a single exon. The record is from RefSeq and is a predicted model, not a curated record. The coding region runs from base 1 to 2265 and encodes 754 amino acids. Lineage: Eukaryota; Fungi; Ascomycota; Dothideomycetes; Pleosporales; Pleosporaceae.